AUGGCGUGGCUUUCUUUCGGGAUCUUGCUCAGCCUCAUCUGGUGCAACAGUGGUGUCCCAAUGCCCAACUUGACCAUCCACCCCAAGGCCCCGCUGGUGGAGCUUGGGGGGUCCAUCCAGUUGACCUGCUCCAUGGACUGCCCCGGAGGCAAAGUCCAAUGGGAAGGUCUGGACACUGACCUGGGCAACGUGGUCUCCAAUGGCACCCACAGCGUCCUGACUGUGGCCAAGGCCAGCGUCCACAUGGAUGGCGAGAAGCGCUGCGCGGGACAGUGCCGGAAAGAGUCAAACCAGCGCAAAGUGUACCUGCAAGUGUAUGCCUUCCCAGAUACUUUGCAAGUGGAAUCCCAGCCUCCAAUCCUGACGUCCAGAGAGGCGGCCCAGCUCGUCUGCUCCAUGAGCCAUAUCUACCCUCCCGGAGUGCUGACCCUCAACUGGUUCCAAGGGGCCCGAAGACUGGAGGCUGCCCUGGAGGAAGAGGAGGAAAUGGAGGGCUCCCCAGAGCAGCUCUUCCUGUAUCGAUCCGUCCUGGAAGUCCCAACACCAAUAGAAGGCACAUCCUACACAUGCAGAGCCACUCUGGAGGUCGGACAGCAGAUGUUCUCCAAAGAGAAGGUGGCCAAUAUCAGCCUCCAAGCUCCGCAGAGAGCACCCAUCGCGACCUCAACCCUUGAGACUGUGCGAACAAGUCAUGGGGUUCAUCCAGAUCCAUCCACCACCGAGAUCUCAUUGUUAGCAAGCACCAAUGGUCUUCCCCAUACUACCGCCACAUCUGCCGUAACAUCAAAAGCUGUCCCUGCAACAGAAACCAAGAGCCCCGGUUCAACGGUGUCAAAUAGACCUCUCUCUCGUAUUGUGGAGAUGUGGAGUAAGUCCCCAGAACCUGAGACUCGGGGCAACUCCACCUCAGCUGUGCUGAACAUGACCAAGGAUUCGGCAAGACCUGAGGUUACCAUCAGACCUUCUCCCACAUAUGAUGGCCGUCUCCCCACAGUUAAGGUCCAUCCUUCCCUUGAAGAAGACCGCUGCUGGCCAUUUGUCAAGCUCACCCCUCCUCAAGGCACCGUGGGCGUAUCCCUUCGCAUCUCGUGCCACUUGGCAGACUGCAGAGACAGUGCUGAAAUCCAUUGGGAAGAAACGCCAUUGUCACCGGCUCAUUACAAGGUUGAAGAAGCUGAGGGAUGGUCCACCUUAACUGUGGAGAGGGUCGGCCCGGAACAUCAAGGGACUUAUCGCUGCGUCGCAAAGACCAGUCCGAAACGCAUGGCGACUGCCCAAGUCAUUGUGUCCAAUGCUCCCAUCAGUCCGGACACCCUCAUCUCCAUUGGAACGGCUGGGUCUCUCCUAGGGUUGGUUGUCACCGGAUACGUGUCCCAUCGCAUUUGCCGAAAGCGAGGAGGCUAG
Molecule: messenger RNA, 1404 nt
Organism: Anolis sagrei ordinatus
Lineage: Eukaryota; Metazoa; Chordata; Lepidosauria; Squamata; Anolidae
Gene: MADCAM1
Product: mucosal vascular addressin cell adhesion molecule 1
Biological process (GO): positive regulation of lymphocyte migration; leukocyte tethering or rolling; heterotypic cell-cell adhesion
Cellular component (GO): membrane
Molecular function (GO): integrin binding involved in cell-matrix adhesion
Source: RefSeq, a predicted model, not a curated record